Messenger RNA from Solea solea (common sole), 2212 nucleotides. RefSeq names its product transmembrane protein 229A (gene tmem229a). The record is from RefSeq and is a predicted model, not a curated record. Bases 167 to 1225 code for a protein of 352 amino acids. NCBI's taxonomy places the organism in Eukaryota, Metazoa, Chordata, Actinopteri, Pleuronectiformes, Soleidae. The transcript has a single exon.
UUGUGUUUUUUUCCCAGGCGGCCAUGAAGGCAGCACAUGCAGUUGCAGAGAUGCUCGUGCAGCCGCAGCUCUCCUCACUGCGCUGCGCGGCUGCUGCGCAACACAGCAGAGAAAAAUGUGGAGACAGAGGACAACAACUGAGUCUCUGCACACAAAGUGACCCAUCAUGGACAGUCGGUGGCGCGACGGCGCUCACAGCCGCACAGGAGGCGCCGCCGGCGGCUUGAAAUCGGAGCGAGCGCCCCACCAAGAUGAGCCGUCCGGAGAGAGCGCGGACGCGACCGAGCCGCUGCGGGAGCUGCCGCAGUGGAUGCGGCUGUACUUCUACGGGAUGCACGGCGUGACUCUGGAUGUCCUGCUGUCGUCGCUGCACGGGGUUGUGAAUAAACGGGACCCCAAAUUGCUGGGAUUCUCCUCCCCGUAUCUUUGCGUCAUGCACUCACUGACCCAUUUCGCGCUGGAGAAGAUUUACUCACAGAAGAGGUGUUUCCGAAGUCGGCCUGUGGUCUUUCAUCUCGUCUUCUAUCCGUCCAUCUACAUCGGACUGCAGAUCCUGAUCGGCAACAUCAGCACGCCGACGGAGCAGGUGAGGCUCGUGUCAGGGACGCAGCUGGCUGUGAACUACAUCCUGGCUCUCUACUUCAGCCAGGUGUUCCACAGAGGGAUGUCAAAGCUUCAGUACCAAACCGAGCUCCCGAGCACACCCGAGCCGGAGGACAGGGGUGACAGCCGGGCCCGUCCUCGGUGUCUCCCGGGCCUUGUGCACUUUUUGUUUUUCGGGAUGCACGGCUUCCUGGACGAGGUCCUCUUCACCUCCUUGUUCAACCUGGUGGAGAAGUCGGACCGGACCCUGAGCGGCCACACGUCACUCUGGUCCUUCCUGAUGUACGGCAGCUGCAGCUUCGUGGUGGAGAAGCUUUACCUCCACCUGCACCUCAGCAGAGGCUGGGGGACCUGGCGGCGGCUCCCCGUCUACGUCUGCAUCAUCUACACCUGGGAGUUCACCUGGGGUCUGGUCCUGAGGCAGUUCGGCGCGUGCUCGUGGGACUACUCCCACUAUCCCCACAACUUCAUGGGCCUCAUCACCCUUCUCUACCUGCCCGGCUGGGUCUGCCUCAGUCUGUACCAGGACGUGUUGUCCAACGUCCUGCUGAAGAUCAAGUCCACCAAAACUGUGAAGGACAACAGAGAAGUCAAUGGAGAGCUGGAGUCCGAGAAACUUUAAUAUUUUCUUUCUUUUUGAGGUUUUACAGACUUGUUUUGGCAAAAAACUGACCAAUUUUUUUAACAGUUCAUGAAAUAUUAUGGCUUUAUUUAGACAAUUGUAAUUGAAUAGUGUGGGACCAGGCUUUGACUCUUACCCAAAAACCAUGCUUUUGCCCACAUUUUAACAAAAAUAAAAGAUACAUUCUUUGGUUCAUACAGAUGAGACAUGGCAACAGAUGUUGGGAUAGUAUACAUGGGGAUUUUAUAUAAACUUAUACCUCUUUAAAUGCAGUUUCUGCCAUUUUUGUGCACUGGCAUGCGUUAACUGUACUGCAUGAAAAAGCUAAAAAUGUCUUUAAUUUUUGUUCCAUGUUUGUAACAUAUAUAUAUCUAUAUAUAUAAUAUAUAAUAUAAUAUAUAUAUCUAUAUAUAAAGACAUUAUUUUGUUAUAUAUAUACAUAUAUAUACUGUAUAUAUAUAUAUAUAUAUAUAUUAAGUAUAUAUUGCCACCUAAAAUUCGAAAAAGUCAGUAUUUAAGACAGAGAUAAUAUAUGUAUAAUAUAAACCUAAAAUAAUAAUGUUUUAUCUUAUUUUAUUUGUGUAGAACCUGUCUGUAAAUGCAUGGCAACUUAGUGUAAAAAAAGAAAAGAAAAGAUAAACCCAGUAACGUGUAGCAAGAGAAGAAACAUGUAGCGGAACAAAUUGUGGAGGAGUGCGAUUUUACUGUGAAUUUUUCCAUGAACCAAAUGUGACUUAGCUGGAGUGCCUUCCUCUGCAAAUAUGAGUCAAAGAAUAAGGCUAAGUUUUUCAAUGGUCUCUUUAAAAAAAAAAAAAAAACUUUAUUACAAAGAGCUGCCGUUUUCCUUCCCCAGCAAAUGUUGUUGUUUUUUUUUCAUUUGUAUAAUGAAGGAAGCACUUACUAACCAAUGAUAAUGAAACCAAACUUGAACAGUGCAGAUACAUGUUGAUAAUAAUAAAAAGAUGUACAGGUUGUUAUGUCUUUAAA